AUGACUGAAAGCAACGGCGAAAUGAUUGUUAACAACAAUUUACUCGUCAUUAACGACCGAAACUAUACUAACAGUAAGAGUGCGGGCGAUGAGGGGGACGGGGAGGACAGGGAUGGCGAGCGGUUUGAGUGCGACUGCAGGUUAGGUCCCAAUGAGAGCGCGUGUUAUACACAGUUUGACGGGAAAGUCAUGUCCGACCACCGCAUCGAUUACCAGAGCUGUGACUAUUGGGACGACGAGUGCUAUAACCUAAUGAAUGAGCGCAUCAUUGCUAUCAUGUCUGUACUGAUCAACAACUCUCCGGAAGUGGAGAACCCGACCGCCAGGCGCCGGAAGCGGCAGAAAACGAGCGUAAAGUUCAUGUGGAGGGGACGGCCGGUGUGUAAGCAGCUGUUCCUAUGGGUUCACGCCAUGAAAAAGCCGAAGUGGACGUACCUGAAGAAGCGAUACCUGGCGUAUGGUGUGGAGCCCCGACAGCAUCAGAAUAAGACCAAACCCGUCAACAGUAAGGCCAUCAACGGUGAAGAGCGCAAAGCGAUCGUCCAAUUCAUCCGAGAGUACGGCCGACAGAACGCCCGCAAUCCCAACGCCGGCGCCGAUCGGUGGGAUGAGUGCGACUGCAGGUUAGGUCCCAAUGAGAGCGCGUGUUAUACACAGUUUGACGGGAAAGUCAUGUCCGACCACCGCAUCGAUUACCAGAGCUGUGACUAUUGGGACGACGAGUGCUAUAACCUAUUGAAUGAGCGCAUCGUUGCCAUCAUGUCUGUACUGAUCAACAACUCGCCCGAAGUGGAGAACCCGACCGCCAGGCGCCGGAAGCGGCAGAAGACGAGCGUAAAGUUCAUGUGGAGGGGACGGCCGGUGUGUAAGCGGCUGUUCCUAUGGGUUCACGCCAUGAAAAAGCCGAAGUGGACGUACCUGAAGAAGCGGUACCUGGCGUACGGUGUGGAGCCCCGACAGCACCAGAAUAAGACCAAACCCGUCAACAGUAAGGCCAUCAACGGUGAAGAGCGCAAAGCGAUCGUCCAAUUCAUCCGAGAGUACGGCCGACAGAACGCCCGCAAUCCCAACGCCGGCGCCGAUCGGUGG
Oppiella nova is the source of this 1089-nucleotide messenger RNA. The record is from the annotation of a GenBank genome assembly. NCBI's taxonomy places the organism in Eukaryota, Metazoa, Arthropoda, Arachnida, Sarcoptiformes, Oppiidae.